GAAAAAAAAAAUUUCGAUACAAAAAAACUAAAAUGAAGCUUAUUUUCUUUUUACUCCUCUUGACUUUCUUUGCCGCCGUUACUAAUUCCGAACUAUUUGCUGCAGAUAGAAGUGCUUCGGUUACAGUAAUUAAUAAAAGUAAAAUUAAAUUAUGGCUCUCAUCUUACGAAUUAAAAAAAGGGGCAUGGGAAACAUACCCACCAGUAAGCAUACAUCCUUGGAGUAAGGGCCAAUGGAAAAGCAAAUCCGAUAGUAUCCUGACCGGGACAGAAGGCGGAACAACUUAUGAAAGUGUUCAUGGCAAUUUUGGUUUUUAUUGGUAUGUUCCCUAUUAUGGUGCUAAUCUCUAUAAUUCUAGUUGUCCAGAGAAGUAUGAAUGUAGUUGCUCGGGGGGAGAUGGUAGUAAUGCGGAAGUAACGUUUACUGUUAGAAAAAUUUAGAAAUCAAUAUAUGUUUUCUUUUUCUUUGGAUACAGAAUAUGUUCUAGUUAUAUAUCUUAUAUUCAAUAAAGCUGUAUUUUACCCGA
Molecule: messenger RNA, 526 nt
Organism: Rhizophagus irregularis DAOM 181602=DAOM 197198
Lineage: Eukaryota; Fungi; Glomeromycota; Glomeromycetes; Glomerales; Glomeraceae
Source: RefSeq, a predicted model, not a curated record